AUGCAGGAUUCACACAGCCUGGAACGUUUGCUUACUGCGCUAGAGGAGCGCGAGACCGGGCUUGGGCGAGACGAUGUCGAGUGGGCCUUCCAAUCUGCGAAGACGAAAGAUGAGAUCACGGCAUGGGUAGAUGAAUACCUCGAGCCAGCUACAUUGCUAAGCAAGGAUGAGCUGGAUUUUUACCGCAAGCUCUUCCCGCGGCACAGCUUGUCCAAAGUGUCAGAUGGGGCUCAGUCAGUUCGACCUAUCUAUGAUCACGAGAUCCAGACAGCUAUUGAAUCCUUGGAGAGCUCGACCGCAGCAAUCGAAAAGCAGUCUCGGGCUCUUGAGGUGCAGAAACAGGCUUUGCUUGCGCUCAAAGCACAAAACGAUGCACCGAUUGGAGCGGCAAGGCGUGCAACCGCGGACAGAAACCGAAAGCAUGUACAGGAGCUACAGAGUCUGGACAUUGCUGCUCAAGAGCUAUCAGAAGCGGCCACAGACCAGCUGGCCACCCUCCAACGUGAAGUGAAGUCUUCGAAGGCUUCGCUGCUUACAUCGAUCACUGAGCGUCUUACGGCCGAUGAUCGUCUGCUCACCGGUAUUGCGAAGCUAGCGCCGAAGCUUCAGCAGGCACCAGAAGAUUACGAUGGCCUGAAGUCCGUUGAGCAGCGGUGUCGUGCGCUUGUGGCUUUCCGCACAGCUGAGAUCAAGACACACGUGGACGCCUUGUAUAGGCAAAGUCUACACAGCUACUUUGGCGAGGAUGUUGUGCGAAGGUCCGUUGAAGAGUUCACGGCGGAAAGAGACGAACUCAAAGCCGAGCUAGAAACACUGCAUGCGGAGAUUGCUUCAGUCGCGGAGAUGGUGGUCGAACAUGAGCUGCGAGAGCCCAUCCUGCGGUCACUCAAGCGCUCCAAGGAAUCUCAACUGGCCGAGCAGGAAAAGUGGUCAGCAUAUGUUGUAUCUACCCUCGAAUACCUAGCGUUGAGGCUCGAUGUCAUGAGUGCACAGACCCAGGAACUCCACCCAGUGCACAAGGCUAUUGAGCAGAUCUCAACCGUGCUGGACGAAGAGCUUGCGAGUCUCUCGGCUGCCCGAACGGCGUCACCUACUAAAGCAGCGACCAAGGAGAAGCACCCACUACAUGCGGCGAAGCCGGCAUGGGGAUUGGAUAGAAAAUCCGCAUCACAGGAAGCAUUUCAGCGGCUCCUGCGACACCUUGAUAUCUCGGCUCCCAGUAACGACGUCGAACAAUUCCGCAAAGCGUUUGACUCGGCGCUGAUUGACAGGGAGACUCGGCUUCAGGAACAUCAGGAUUCAGUUGCCGCUUCUACUGCUCAGGCUACGGCUCAGGUCAUGCGGCGCGCUGAUGAGGAGCUGCAGGUCGUGUUGAGCUCGAUGUACUCUAGCUCGGAUUAUGCAACGGUCCAUCUGAGCAGUAAGCCCUUGGACGAGCGCCUGGCUGCAUUCGAACAUGCAAUCGGGGAGGUAGGUAAAGGUGUAGCGAAGGUCGAUGCUCCUUUGACGGUCGAGGAGGCUUGUCGAAGAGAGAACUUCAUUAAAAAGUGGAGUGGAUCAUGA
Molecule: messenger RNA, 1563 nt
Organism: Coniosporium apollinis CBS 100218
Lineage: Eukaryota; Fungi; Ascomycota; Dothideomycetes
Exons: 4
Coding region: 1-1563 (520 amino acids)
Source: RefSeq, a predicted model, not a curated record